Pocillopora damicornis (cauliflower coral) is the source of this 1195-nucleotide messenger RNA. RefSeq lists its product as uncharacterized. The record is from RefSeq and is a predicted model, not a curated record. Lineage: Eukaryota; Metazoa; Cnidaria; Anthozoa; Scleractinia; Pocilloporidae.
AUGCUUCAAAGAUUCGGUGAGAGUGUUAUAUUUUUGACAAAGAGGACGUUGCCAAACUACAUCUUAAACGAACGCGACCCGUCAAUAAAAAACUAUGGUGGUCGAAAAAUUGAAUGGUUCAAUUGGAAUGUAUACAUGCCAGGAUUUGUUUGCCGCUGUGCCAGAAAAGCGAUGGAGCAAGGCUACGAUGUGUUUGGGGUUCAAUUCUACGGCGAAUGCUGGGCAGGGCACAAAUCAAAUAACGACUACAUGUCCCUGGGUAGGGCAGAGGCAGACAAAUGUUUAGGGGAUGAUUAUAAACCAUGUGGUGCAUUCGAUCGAUUUUGCGUAGGAAAACAAUGGAGCAACAUGGUGUACGAGAUCGUUGACACAACAUGUAGCCUUCAAUACGAGAAGGUUGGCUGUUUCAGGGACAGACACAGAAACCCGCGACCCCUGCCAAAUUACUUGAUGAACGAUCGCGAUGUGUUCCAUAAAAAAUUUAGCGGGAAGCUCAUCGACUGGAAGAACUGGGACACUUAUCUCCCAGACUUGGCUUGCAGAUGUGCCAAGAAGGCACAAGAAAAAGGCAUGACCUUCUUCGGUUUGCAAUUCUACGGGGAGUGCUGGAGUGGAGACGAUGGUCAUAACACGUUUGCCUUGGAUGGCCUACACAAGGCCUGCACUGACCAAUGUUAUCAGCCGUGUCGGCGCUACAGCAAAUUCUGUGUCGGACAAAACUUUGCAAACUAUGUCUAUAAAAUAAAGAGCGAAAAAUGUGAGAUUGAAGUUGAGGCAGUUGGUUGCUUCAAUGAGGUGCGAAAUGAUCGAGCUUUGGGCGAAGAAAUCUACAACGAAGUGGACCCAUCCAGCUCAGUGUUUGCGGGGCAUAUGAUAGACCCGAAAGACUGGAAAAAUGACUUUCCUGUGUUCCUCUGCAAUUGUGCCCGUAAUGCGAAGGCCAAGGGAUACGAUCACUUUGGUGUCAACAAUUUUGGGUCAUGUUGGAGCGAUGAAGUUGCCGCAGGGAGGUACAAUUUACAUGGCGAAUCUUCUCUCUGCUAUGAAGGUGACACCAGCAGCAAUGGAGUUCCCUCUCCUCAGUGUCCACAUGGCUCCAUGCUGUGCACUGGCGGACCAGUGACUAAUUACAUUUACAAGAUCGCGGAAUCUGGAAAGUGAUUUCACUAAUUCUGGCAAGUGAUUUGAAGCUUUU